AUGCUUAAAUUACACAAAAGAGAAGAACUGAAAGAGAUCCUCUACAGGAAAUCACCACAAAAUAAUGAUCUCUCAAAGCUUCAGAGGAGUGCCUUAAUGCAAUUGGAUAAUCACACUACUGAAGAACUAUAAUCCAACCAAAAAGCUCCUGGAGGAAGUCCUGCCCAUAUCAGAAUCAACCUCCAACAAUUCGCCCUCCCGAAAAUUCAACAUACAACUAACAUAAAAACAAACAAAUAUAUUGGAGAAUACAAUAAUAUGUUAGGUAUCAUAACAAGCAAACACUAAAUCCCCUAUCGUAAUUGCACUUACAGAAGUGCGUCCUAUUAUCACAAUACUGAUCAAUUUAUAGAAAAGCAGAAUUAUGUGAUCAAUUAAUUCAUUCGUCCUCGGAAAUUGGGAACCUUUAAAUGA
Paramecium octaurelia is the source of this 414-nucleotide messenger RNA. NCBI's taxonomy places the organism in Eukaryota, Ciliophora, Oligohymenophorea, Peniculida, Parameciidae. The record is from the annotation of a GenBank genome assembly.